Molecule: messenger RNA, 2295 nt
Organism: Triticum turgidum subsp. durum (durum wheat)
Lineage: Eukaryota; Viridiplantae; Streptophyta; Magnoliopsida; Poales; Poaceae
Source: the annotation of a GenBank genome assembly
AUGCCCACCAUCCGGGCUCCGGCUUCCAGGCAGACGGCCACGCUGCAGGUGGCUGUCAAGUGCAGGCCACUGACCGACAACGAGAGCCGGCGCUCGCGGCACAUCAUACAAGUAAUUGAUGACAAGAAUGUAGCUGUGUUGGACCCUGAUAUCUCCAAGGGCUACCUGGACCUCAUCCAGAACCGGACCAAGGAGAAAAGAUACAGCUUCGAUCACGUGUACGCGCCUGGAUGCUCCAAUACGGAUGUUUAUAAGAAUAUUUCUCCCACAGUUUUGGGUGUAGUUCAAGGCCUUAAUGUGACAGUCUUUGCGUAUGGCUCUACUGGAAGAUGUGGUCAUCGAAUUAACGCAUUAUAUUUUCCUGAAUUUCCUCUAUUUCAAAAUUUUCUUAUCUGUACCAUGCUUGAUUGUAUUUACUUCACACUUAGUCAGUUGCCAUCCCAAUUUAAUGAUUGUUCAAAUGGUUUUGCUAUUUCUAAGUCACCGUCCAGUGGCAAAACAUAUACGAUGGUUGGAAGCCGGAGUGAUCCUGGUCUUAUGGUUCUUAGCUUCCGCACAAUCUUUGAUCAAAUAAAAAAAGAUGAUAGUUCAGAUACAUUUGAAGUCUCAUGUUCAUAUCUGGAAGUAUACAAUGAGGUUAUCUAUGAUUUGCUUGAGAAAUCCUCAGGUCACCUAGAGCUUCGUGAGGAUCCCGAGCAUGGCAUAAUAGUUGCUGGUUUAAGAAGAAUUAAGAAAAUACGUUUGCUCUCUUUUUCAAGUUCACACGCUGUACUGGAGAUUACUGUAAGGCGCAAGCAGAAAGGAAAAUAUGGUAGUCAAGUUCUUCGUGGAAAGCUGGCCUUGGUUGAUCUUGCGGGAAGUGAGAGGGCUUCUGAAACGAACAAUUUUGGCCAAAAGCUUAGAGAUGGAGCAAAUAUUAACAAGUCACUUCUAGCGUUAGCAAAUUGCAUCAAUGCCCUUGGCAAGCAAAAUAAGAAAGGUCUAGCAUAUGUUCCAUAUCGCAACAGUGUGACAGUGGCUAUUUACAGCAAAUUAACUCGAAUUCUGAAGGAUGGUCUCUCUGGUAAUUCUCGAACUGUUAUGAUUGCCACAAUAUCACCAGCUGAUGAUCAGUAUCAUCACACUACCAAUACACUCAAGUAUGCAGAUCGUGCUAAGGAGAUAAAAACACAUGUUCAUAAAAAUAUUGGAACUAUCGACAAUCAUGUUGAAGACUACCAGAGGAUGAUAGAGAAUCUCCAGGGUGAGGUCUCCCAGUUGAAAAAGGAAUUAGCUGAUAAGGAGCAUCAGUUGAGCGUAAAACCUACUGAAAAGGCUGCAGAUAAUGAGCUAUCUUGGCUAAAUGUCUUGAGCCAGGAAACUGGUGAGAAUGUUCAGGAACGCAUAAAUCUACAGAAAGCACUGUUUGAACUUGAAGAAACCAACAAGCGUAACCGGAUGGAGCUCCAACAUCUUGACGGUGCAAUCGCAAGACCACAGGUGAAUGAGAAGGAUUAUGCCCUUUUGCAAGCCUUAACAUCAAGGAGGCAAGUUAUUCUUGACAACAUCCGUGACAAUGAUGAAGCUGGUGCUGGCUACAGAAAGGAUAUUGAACUGAAUGAGAGUCGUAGGCGUCAGCUCCAAGAUAUGAUCGAGGAGGCUACGAGUAACAAUGGGAACAGGACUUACCUGCAGAUUCUCAGCCAAUACAGGCUUCUUGGAAUGAAUAAUGCUGAGCUUCAAAUUGAGAUGGCUAUGCGGGACCAAGUAAUACAUAACCAGAGGGAAUCUCUAAGGAGCCUAUGGAACAUUCUCUAUGGAACAGGGCUAAACCAGAAACAGAUUCUGAAGUUGGCUGCUAAGCAAGGCUUAACUGUGGAAGGCUGUCCUUUGCCUAGCUCGAGCCCUGAUGUUGCUACACCCCAUGGAAGGCUACCACCAUUCAUGUCGUUUCCUAGUCCACAGUCACAGUCUUCCUCUCCAUCUAGUUGCUUUUUACAACAAGGUUUCAGCACCAUGUCUGUUCUCAAAAAUCAACAUGAGACGCCUACCAUCUGUAGGCAGGAACAUCUCAGCUCUUACUACAUGAUGUCUGGCUCCUCGCCUUAUGCUGGUGAUGGAAAACAAUGGGCAAGUGGAGCGUCAACGCCAUACCAUUCUACCCCAGAAACGAAAAGCGAGCGAUCGCCCUGCAGUGGCGAGCUUCGCACCCCAUAUUCUGGAAUUGAAGGUUUCAGCAGGCAAAGGAAGGUAAUUGUCUGUCUCUCUUUUUCUACAAGCAAAUUGCACUCCAUAAUUCUGGAGUUGGGGCACUGA